Molecule: messenger RNA, 1062 nt
Organism: Drosophila serrata
Lineage: Eukaryota; Metazoa; Arthropoda; Insecta; Diptera; Drosophilidae
Gene: zen
Product: zerknullt
Biological process (GO): regulation of transcription by RNA polymerase II
Cellular component (GO): nucleus
Molecular function (GO): DNA-binding transcription factor activity, RNA polymerase II-specific; RNA polymerase II cis-regulatory region sequence-specific DNA binding
Source: RefSeq, a predicted model, not a curated record
AUGUCCUCCGUCAUGCACUACUAUCCAGUUCAUCAGGCCAAGGUGGGCUCGUAUCAGGCAGUUCCAAAGGUCGUCAAAUACAGCGAUUUGCUCUAUAGUCACCAUCAUGUCACGAAUCCCAUCAGUCUGCCGCCCAACUACAACCAGAUGAACUCCAACCCCACCACCCUCAACGAUCACUCCUCGCAGCAACAGCACCACCAGCAGGUGUCCUCGGAUGAGAAUCUGCCUUCGCAGCCCAGCCAGGACUCGCAUAGGGUGAAGCUCAAGCGAUCCCGUACUGCCUUCACCAGUGUCCAACUUGUGGAGCUUGAGAACGAGUUCAAAAGCAACAUGUAUCUGUACCGGACGCGGCGAAUUGAGAUUGCCCAGAGGCUGUCCCUGUGCGAGCGCCAAGUGAAGAUAUGGUUCCAGAACCGACGCAUGAAGUUCAAGAAGGAUAUCCAGGGUCUUCGUGAACCAAAAGCUAAUGCAAAGUUGGCCCAGCCACAGGCGGAGCAGAGUGCACAUCGAGGAAUCGUUCAGCGAUUGAUGUCCUACUCCCAAGAUCCCAGAGAGAACUCCGCAGCAGCUGCAGCUGAAAACCAUAUCCAGAUUCCUGUAGCUCCUGUGGAUCCACAGGCAGUCUAUGGGCAAACCAAGAUCAAAACUGAAGUUGCUGCCGUCAACAACAAUAGCAUGUGCUCCAGCUCCGAUCUCAGUGAGAUCUUGGAGCACCUGGCUCAGACCACAACGGCGCCAACAAGCAGCAUUUCCAAUGCAGGAGCUACCAAUCCACCCAGCUCAGGAACGACUUCGACAUCAGGACACUAUUCCUACAAUGUGGACUUGGUCCUGCAGAGUAUUAAGCAAGAUCUGGAGGCUGCAGCGCAAGCAUGGUCAAGGUCCAAGUCAGCUCCAGUUUUGGCCACUCAAUCCUGGCAUUCUACUGUCCAAAACCAAAUCCCCUCGAGCGCUGUUCAUCCGGCUCCAUCAAUGAACUUGUCUUGGGGCGAACCGGCUGCCAAGUCCAGAAAGCUAAGCAUCUCGCACAAAAAUCCCAGCUUCAACUAUACCAAUUAA